AUGAAGUAUGCUGACUUACUCCCCGCCCUGCUCGCAAAAAACCUUGUCCAGGUCAGAACACCCCCUCGUACACCAGAUGUUUUACCUCCCUGGUUUCGUCAUGAUUUAACCUGCGCUUUCCACCAAGGGGCCCCAGGUCAUGACGUUGAAAACUGCUAUGUCCUGAAGAAUGAAGUGCAAAAACUAGUCCGGGCCAACUUGCUAUCCUUCAAAGAUCAGAAUCCCAAUGUUCAGGCGAACCCUCUGCCGAACCAUGGGCCUGCUGUCAACAUGAUACAAGAUUGUGAUGAAGACGGUGUCAUCCUGAACGUCCAACACGUUCGAACUCCCCUGGUCCCAAUACAUAUCAAGAUGUGCGAGGCAGCUCUGUUUGACCAUGAUCAUGCAGCAUGUGAAAUAUGUCCUGUGAAUGUAAAAGGAUGCCCGAAGGUACAAGAGGACGUACAAGGGUUGAUAGACAACAGAGAACUAAUCAUCAUGAGGAAGGACAAAGAAGUGUGCGUCAUUACCCCUGAGUUUCAGCGGUUGGAAAUAAGCUAUAACAGUGGGGAAUCAACUACUACUCCACUGGUGAUUAGCUUGCCAGGACCUAUGCCGUAUGCUUCUCUAAAAGCGGUCCCUUACAAGUAUAGUGCCACGAUGUUGGAAGGUGGGCAGGAGGUGCCUUUGCCCUCUCUAACUCCUGCGAUUUCUGUGGACAACAUUGCUAGUGACAGUAAGGUUCUGAGGAAUGGACGUGUUAUCCCCACAUUGUUUGCAAAGAAAAUGAAUGAUCCGGCAGUUAAACAGGUGACAGUGAACGGCCCCGGUACAAGGAAGGAAGUGGGCCAAUCCAAUGGGACUAGCAAGAAUUCUGAUCAUGACGAAAUUCUGAAACUGAUCCAGAAGAGUGAGUAUAAAGUAGUAGACCAACUGCUGCAAACUCCCUCUAAGAUAUCCAUUUUGUCUCUGCUAUUGAACUCAGAAGCACACCGUGAGGCUCUAAUGAAGGUGUUAGACCAAGCUUUUGUGGAGAGGGACGUGACUGUUAAUCAAUUGGACAAUAUAGUAGGAAACAUUACUGCCUGCAAUAAUUUAAGUUUUAGUGAUGAAGAACUUCCUGAGGAGGGGAGGAACCACAAUCUGGCGUUACAUAUAUCGGUGAACUGCAAGUCUGAUGCUCUGUCGAAUGUACUUGUGGACACUGGUUCCUCAUUGAAUGUAAUGGCCAAAUCCACAUUAGAUCAACUUUCCUACCAGGGGCCCCCCAUGAGAAGAAGCGGGGUGGUUGUCAAAGCGUUUGAUGGAUCAAGAAAGUCUGUUAUCGGGGAGGUUGAUUUGCCCAUUACAAUUGGGCCGUUUGUUUUCCAAAUUACAUUCCAGGUGAUGGAUAUCCAAGCCGCAUACAGUUGCCUUUUGGGUAGGCCGUGGAUCCAUGAAGCGGGGGCCGUGACAUCCACCUUGCAUCAAAAGCUGAAGUUUGUCAGAAAUGGGAGAUUGAUCACUGUGAGUGGAGAGGAAGCCUUGUUGGUUAGUCAUUUGUCAGCUUUUUCCUUUAUUGGUGCUGAUGAAACAGAAGGAACCUCUUUCCAAGGACUGACUGUAGAGGGUAAAAAGCCAGAGAAGAAUGAAGUGUCUUUUGCUACUUGGAAGAGCGCACAGAAAGUGGUGCAGGAGGGAACAGGUGUAGGAUGGGGAAAAGUUGUGCAGUUGAUAGAGAGUAAAAACCGUGAAGGACUAGGAUUUGCUUCCUCUGCAGGAUCCGCAACGAACAGUGUUGGAUCAAGCUCCAUUACUAGCACCUUUUGUAGCGCCGGGUUCAUCAACAACUCGCCAGAAGCCAAUGCUGUCUUGGAAGACGUUCCUGAAGAGAGAGUACUUGCAUUUGUCACACCUGGAAAACUUGUCCGCAACUGGGACGCGGUUGACAUCCCUUCAGUAGUCCAUGCAUCAAAACUAAGCAUUUAUGAGCCCGUUGAACAUAAUAACCCUGCACUCUCUCCCAACUUCGAAUUUCCUGUCUACGAGGCUGAAGAGGAGGAGGAUGAUGAGAUCCCGAAGGAACUUGCUCGGUUAUUGGAAUAUGAAAAGAAAACCAUUCGGCCUCAUGAGGAGUAG
Glycine soja is the source of this 2097-nucleotide messenger RNA. RefSeq lists its product as uncharacterized. The transcript has 2 exons. Gene Ontology annotation, biological process: proteolysis. The record is from RefSeq and is a predicted model, not a curated record. Bases 1 to 2097 code for a protein of 698 amino acids. Gene Ontology annotation, molecular function: aspartic-type endopeptidase activity. Lineage: Eukaryota; Viridiplantae; Streptophyta; Magnoliopsida; Fabales; Fabaceae.